AUGUCUCAAGCACCAACAAAUCCAUACCAACCUUAUGCUGCAGCUCACAAGGACACAAAGGGUCCAGGAGAUUCUCGACCAACGGCCCUUCAAAUUAUCAAAGACAAUGAGGCCGCCGGCAAGCUGAAAGGGAAGACCAUCCUCGUCACUGGCUGCUCUUCCGGCAUCGGAAUCGAAACUGCUCGAGCUCUUUAUGAAACAGGAGCACAGUUGUUCCUCACGGCUCGGGAUAUUCCCAAGCUCAAUGGAAUCAUCGACGACAUUGUUACCAAGGCCACCAUUAAAGAUGCUCCUCGACCAGAAGUGUUAGAACUCCACCUCGACUCCCUUGAGAGCGUUCGCAAGGGCGCUGAGGAAUUCAAGAAGCGGUCUUCUCAGUUGAACAUCCUCAUCUGCAAUGCAGCAGUGUCAGUAUACUCUCCAGUAGGCGUCUAUUGCAUCGACACUAACUUCUCUCGCAGCAUGGCUUGCCCUUACUCCACGACCAAGGAUGGCUUCGAGCUGCAAAUCGGAACAAACCACUUCGCACAUUUCCUCCUCUUCCAACUCCUCAAACCCCUGCUCCUUGAGUCCGCUCAGCAAUCAGGUAUGAGCUCCCGAGUCAUCGCCGUCUCGUCAGCCGGCCACAGGAUGAGCCCAGUCUUACUAGACGACAUCAACUUCUCCAACGGCGCAACCUACCAAAAAUGGAAAUCAUACGGACAGUCAAAGACAGCAAAUAUCUACAUGGCUUCCUCCAUUGAACGCCACUACGGCAAUCAGAAUCUCCAUGCCCUCUCUUUACAUCCAGGAGUCAUCAAGACGGAUCUGUCGCGCCAUUUGGUGCCUGAAGAUUUGCAGGGCAUGAACCUUGACCAGAUUCGACAUCUCUACAAGAACCCAGAGCAAGGAGCUGCAACGACUGUCUGGGCGGCUACCUCGCCACAUUUUGAGGCUGCAAAUGGAGGGAGAUAUCUUGCGGAAUGUGGUGAAUGCGGGCCGGUGGCCAAGGAUAGCGCUAUGGGUGCUGAUGGCUAUGCGGAGCAUGUUUACAACCCUGAGGCGGAGGAGAAGCUGUGGAAGCUGAGCUACGAGGCCGUUGGGUUGCCUGUGGAAGACUAG
Molecule: messenger RNA, 1101 nt
Organism: Lecanosticta acicola
Lineage: Eukaryota; Fungi; Ascomycota; Dothideomycetes; Mycosphaerellales; Mycosphaerellaceae
Source: the annotation of a GenBank genome assembly